AUGCGAGGGCUCCUCCUAUGCUGCCUCGUUGGUCUAGCCACGAGUCAAAGUGUCAGUUAUGAGCCCCACCUGAUGCCGAAUAAAACCUAUGAGUAUAAAUAUGAGGGAGAGGUCAAUUUUGGACUCGGCAUGCUAAACCUUGCUGAGUCUGGUGCAAGAAUCACGUGCAAGAUCAAGAUCAGUGGGGUGUCGGCGCAAACAUUCAUCCUUCAGGUUUCAGAUUUGGCCUUCAAGGAGUUCAAUGGCUUCCAGGGGAAAGACAGCUUUAUUGCCUCCCCAAAGCUCACCCAGCGUAUUGCUUCCCAGCUUGUCAAACCUUUCAUGUUUGACUACACUGGUGGACACGUUGGUAACAUCCGAGCCUCUGCUGAGAUUUCUGACACUAUUGUCAACAUUGUGAGAGGGAUUCUGGGAUUGUUCCAAGUCACUGUGAAGACCACACAGACGAUCUAUGAGCUUGAAGAGGCUGGCAUCCAUGGCAUUUGUCCGAGUAACUAUGCUACUGAAGUAAACAUGGAGACAAAGGACAUGACCAUCACUCAGGUUGUGGAUAUUGGUAACUGCAGGGAGAAAGUAGCCAUGUACAAGGGAAUGGCUACCGCUGUGUUUGACAAAGUCUCCAAACAGAGGGGUGAAUCUGUCAUUUCAACAGUGAGAUAUAUUUACACAGUCAAGCCAACAGCAGAGGGAGGUCUCAUUACGAAGGCUCAUGGCCUGGAGCAACAGCACUUCAGUCCCUUCAACGUGAAGGGCGGCAGUUUCCAGAUGCUAGCGAUGAAGGAAAUGGUGCUGCUCGGAGUGAGUGACACACCGAGAGCCGUCGUGUCUGAGCCAAUGGAAAGCAAGGGCAACCUUGUUUACCAUUUUGUCAAUGCAGAUGCUAAUUUACCUAUUUUGAUGCAGAGACUGGACAACCCAGUACCAAAGGCUAUUGAGUUGAUCAAGCGUCUGGCAGAGGUUAAUCGUUACAAGAUUGACAGUGCAACAACAGAGGACACGAUAAAGCUGUAUCAACUCCUACGAGCAAUUCCCUAUGAAAAAUUAGAAGUUAUGUGGAAGCAAUUUGCAGCAAAUGAUGAGCAAAGACGUUGGUUUUUGGACAUGAUUGUUGAGGUAAACGAUGCCAGAAUCCUGAAGUUCUUCCAAAUGAGGUUCCAGGCUGGUGAUGUGACUCCUAAUGAAGGUCUGCAAGCCAUUUUGCUGGUGAUGAACCAUCUCCAGCCUAUUCCUGAUCUGGUUGAGAUGGCUAAAAUGUUUUUAAGCAUGCCCUUUUGUAAAUCCAAUAUCUAUCUUUGGCAUGCUGUGGUGCUUUCGUAUGGCUCUCUGGUGUACAAGCACUGCACCUAUUAUACACCUUGUCCUGUAGCUGUUGUUCAGCCACUACUGAACAUGGCUGUGGAAAGUCACAGGAAUGGCUCCACGGCAGACAUGGUCAUCGCACUGAAAGCUCUGGGGAAUGCAGGUCAUCCAGGCAGCAUUAAAACCAUCAUGCGCUUCCUCCCCGGAGUUGGUGCCAGCCCUGUGAAUCUGCCACCUCGUGUGCUGAGUGCCGCUGUGCAGUCUAUGAGACUUAUAGCUGCCAGAGACCCUCACAGUGUCCAAGACAUCACCAUGAGUCUGUUCCUGCAAAAGAACCUUCCCACUGAGAUUCGCAUGAUGGCCUUCAUGAUAUUGUUUGACACUCAGCCAUCAAUGGCUCUGAUUUCCACAGUGACUGUACAUCUACAGGAAGAAAAAGACCUCCAUGUUGUUAGCUUUGCAUACUCCUACUUUAAAAGUGUCGCCAGAUCCAGAACUCCAAACAACCACUUCCUCUCAACUGCCUGCAACGUUGCCAUAAAAAUCCUGGCCCCUAAAUUUGGCCGUCUCAGCUAUCAUUACAGCAAAGCAACACGCAUGGACUGGUUUAAUGAUGAUUACCUAAUUGGUACAGCAGCAGAAGUCUUCAUGCUGCGAAAUGCAACAAACAUCUUUCCCACUGAAAUCAUGAUGAAAGGAAAAUUUUAUUUCAUUGGAAGCAUUCUGCAGCUAUUGGAGUUGGGUAUCCAUGCUGAGGGGCUUAAGGAACUGCUUGGCGCUGGCAUCCCUAGUUUUAAAGGAGAUCUUAGCGCCAGUGACUUUCAGGCUGUUCUCAAUGUGCUUAAAAACUGGGAAGUUCUGCCCAAUGAUAAGCCUGUCCUCUCUGCCUAUACACGGGCCUUUGGACAAGAGUGGUUCUUUGCUGAUAUUACCAAAGACACCAUUCGGAACAUGUUCAGGGCUUUCAGCCCUACAGGGAAAGAGAGCCCUCUGUGGUCUGCGAUUGGGAAUUUACAGAAGGGAGUGUCAUGGCAUUGGACAAAGCCUUACUUGAUCUUUGAGGUUCGCUACUUCCAAGCUACUACCCUAGGCCUCCCACUGGAGAUAAGCAAAUAUUAUCAAUCCAUCAAUGGGAUCACUGUAAAUGCCAAGGCUGCAGUAAAUCCAACACUGACUGAUCGUCUUGGACAACUGCUGACUUCUGACAUUUCACUGGAGACUGAUGGUUUUAUUGGUUACACUAAGGAUUUUUGGGUUUUCUAUGGGAUCAACACAGAGCUUUUCCAGUGUGGUUCUGAGUUUAAGAGCAAAACACCUAUUUCCAUCCCUUGGAAUUUUGCUGCCAAGAUCAAUGUCGGAGAGAGGAAGUUUGAACUCGACUUCCCUCCAUGCAAAAAAGAGUUUGAACUUUUUUCAGUCAGCUCCAAUGUGUACGCAGUCUCCAGGAACCUUGAAGAACCAGCUUUGACCAAAAUGACUCCAAUUAUGGCCACCACUACUGACUCCAAUGAUGAAGCUGUCCGCAAGGGGCCAACAGCUGCGGGGCCUGAGUCAGAUCAGAUACUGACACCAAACGUCUGGCAUCCAAGAUCCAAGAUGUGUGCUGAGAGUAAGAUUUAUGGAGCUGGUCUGUGUGUGGAGUCUGAGUUAAGGAGAGAGUAUUAUCAUGAGGAAUACCCCCUUUACUAUUUCCUGGGAUAUACCAACAUGGCAUUGAAAGUAGUCCCAGUUCAGGCAAUCAAAGCUGUUGACAAAAUCCACUUUGAGGUUAAUGCCGGCCCGAGCAAACAUCCAGUCAGCACACUGCAACUGCUAAAGACUCUGAGGAGGCUUUCCAAGGAAGCCACCCAGGGAGUACGUCUGUCCUCUGAUUCAGCCUCAAGCGACAGCGGAUCUCAUCACAGCCAUCACAGCGACCUUUAUGAAAGCUUGAACUCAACACCUGAAGCUAUGUUGAAUAUUAAAGCCUUGGCCAUGAGUGGCAACCAGAAGCCAGAGGGUUACGAUGCAGCCUUCUUCCACACAGCCGAGGCAAACAUUCAGAAUGCCCAGAUGAUUGUGUCCCAGGUCGGGGAAGACACCAAUUGGAAGAUGUGCGUUGACACCAAUGUGAAUGCCCAUGUUGAGGCAAAGGCACACAUUGGAUGGGGAGCUGAAUGUCAGUCCUAUGAAAUGUCAGUGGAAUCUGCAACUGCCCAUCAGCCUGGCUCCAAGCCAACACUCAAGGUCACAGUACACUGGACCAAGAUACCAGGGACCAUCGCAGAGUUGGGCACAAGAAUUGAAAGCUACAUUCCAGGCGUGGCUUUUUUUCUUGGCUUCUACGAGACACAUGAGAGAAAUGCCAAGCAGGAGAUUUCUGCAACAGUAGCUGCCGCCUCAGCAGACAGUGUCGAUGUGAAGAUUAAAUUCCCAGAGCUUACAGUCUACCGCCAGGCUUUUCCAGUUUCACUGCUGACUGGCAGUUUUCAGGAGUUUCAACACUACAGAAACACAACAAUCGGCAGCUUUGGACGCGCAUAAAAACAUUGGAUUGUGUUGACUGAUUUCCAUGCAAAACAGAUGAGCAAAAACAAGCAAAGAGCUGUGCCAGUUUUGCUUGCUUUUUAAAAUAUGUUUUGUGUUGAAAGACAACAAAGCCCAGAUGGGAUCCAGAUGUGGCUUUUCACAGUGAUAACGCUGCAACCAAAAUCUCACCACUGUGAUGAAAGUGAGGAUCAUAAAAGUUGCAUCAGUAAUCCAUCAAAUGUCACCCUUUUGAAAAUAACCUGUAAAGGUCCAGAAUUAUUCAUCAUAAAGUGUGUUAAUAUUUGAACACAUCUUUUGAUGAAAUAUUGUGUAAAGUCAUGCUUUUGUCCCAAAAUAUUGUAUCAUCAUAAUGCAUGCAUUCAUCAAAAUAUGUUUCAACAAUCUGUGUUUUUGCUCCAAACCUGUUAAUAUAAAUCCUUUGCUAAUCCAAA
Molecule: messenger RNA, 4259 nt
Organism: Etheostoma spectabile (orangethroat darter)
Lineage: Eukaryota; Metazoa; Chordata; Actinopteri; Perciformes; Percidae
Gene: vtg3
Product: vitellogenin 3, phosvitinless
Exons: 28
Coding region: 1-3822 (1273 amino acids)
Biological process (GO): cellular response to estrogen stimulus; lipid transport; response to estradiol
Molecular function (GO): lipid carrier activity
Source: RefSeq, a predicted model, not a curated record